UGUCAUUAUCAGUGUUCGGAUUUCAUUUUAGUUGUUUUUUAAAUUAGAAUUAUUUAAAUAUAAGUUUUGGAUCACUAUGAUCUAGUCGAUCUCAUUGGCUUUUAACGUUUUGUAAAAAAUUGGCUUUUAUUACAACACUAAAAAUGGUUUUUUAUCCUUGUACUAGAUACAGAUUAGUUGUAUUGUUAAUGCUUAUUUUAAUUAUGUGGCAAAUUAUGAGGUUAAUACCUACUGAAAAACCAACACCGCAACUGACCGGGUCUGAUAUAGUGGCAUUGGAAGAUGGUAACUUUAAUAAGCACAAGCAAGACAAAGUCAAAGUUCGUGUGUAUUAUGAAGCAUUAUGUCCAGAUUCUAAACAUUUCUUUAUCAAACAUUUGUGGCCAGUAACAGAUAAAUUAUCAGAUUUUUUGGAUGUGGCAUUAGUUCCUUAUGGAAAAGCGAGUACCAAAGAAGAAAAUGGUAAAUAUUACUUUAUGUGUCAACAUGGGGAAGAAGAAUGCUAUGCAAAUACAAUCCAUUCUUGUUCAAUUGAUAUUCUGGCCAACAUGACCUUGUCUGUUAGGUUCACUGAAUGCAUGAUCACAGAUAAUAUGGAUGCAGAUAAGGCUCUUGAAAGGUGUUCUCAACAAAUGAAUAUUGAUCCUGAACCAAUAAUUAAAUGUGCCUCAAGUGAACAUGGUGCGGCUUUACUUAAGAAACAUGGUGAUGACACGGACAUAAUUAAACCAACAUUUAUACCUACUAUUACAUUAAAUGGUUCAAGAGGUAAUCAAGGUGCAAUUUUAAAGAACUUCCUUUUAGAAGUGUGUAAAUUAAUUGAUAUGCCCUUGCCUCCACCUUGUCUAUAACGAUGAACUUUAACUUGUGUGAAUUGCGAAUGUUGAUACUUAAAUUUAGCAUAAUAAAGGUCCAUGUGAGGGCCGAUGAUUUUUAUAUUUAUUAAUAGUAAUUAAUAUACAAGUUCUUUUGGCAUUUAUUCAUUUUAAGAGAUGCUCAAAUAUAUGCCUAAAUUCCCUUCGCAUGAUUUUGUUAUCUUAUCAUGAAGGUUAACAUAGUUAUCAUGAGUGAUGACUGUGUUACGAACUGUAAAUAAAAUGUGUCAUAAAUUAUAUAACUUUAAAAAAUAAUAUUUGCGUUUAUUUGUAUAGUCUGCUUGUAACUUAUGGGGCUAUUUUUGAGUAUUAGUAAAUUUUUGUUAUAUAUUUAUUGAUUAAAAUUCUAAAAUUAGUCACAAAAUAACUUUGUACUUUGGAUUUGAUGUUUAAAAAUGCAGAGUACUCUUGUCACAUUAUUCUGUGCAUGUUAUACAUAUUUUUAAUAAUAAUAAUAAAAAUAUUCUAUGGCGCCCUAGUACAUAAAUGAAAUACAUAUCCUUAUUAGCAUUUCCAUGAUUGUUUUUUAUUAAUGUUUGUCUUAGACAUUUUGACAAAAACCUAAUGUUUUCAUAGAAUAUUUUUUUUUCAAAUGUAUACAGUAUUGAUUUCAAGUCAAGAAGUCUUCCUAUUAAGUAGAGACUGAUUUUCUAAUAAAAUUUAUGAGUUUUGGAUAUGUUACUUAAGGCCAUCGCUCAUUUGUGCUUAUGUAGCGACAAGACGCAAGUGAGAGCUGGGCCUUAAAUUAAAUAACUUUUUAUUUAAAUCUGUACUUAUACUGUAAUGUAAAACAGAGGUAAUAGCCGCAUAUGCAUUUUAUUGCAUUGUUUUUUUAAGUGUAAUUUUUAAGUCAUUGAUUUUUUAUUAUUUUUUAAAGAUUUUUUGAGAUUUUAAAGAGAUUGCUUUAAACUAACUUCAUAGUUUAUUGUCUACUUAUUUCACUAAUGUUGUGCUUUGUUGUGAUUAUUUUAUAAGCAAUUGUCUUAAUACAUUUUUAACUUUUUUUGUGCUGCAUUUAUAAUUAAAAUAAUUAUUUGUAGAGAAAAACUUGUGUGAUACUAUAAAUAAGAAGUAAAAUUUUAAAUGAUGAUGUAAAACUGAAACUAGUUGCAAAAGUUCUAUGAUUGUCCAUUAAUUAAAUUAAAUUAAAAAACAAUUUUUUUAAAAUGUUUUUCUGUUUAUUAAAAAAAAACAGUUCCUUGUUGAAAAGUAAGAUAAGACAUUUAACAAUCCUAUUAGAAAUUACUAUUAAAUUAAAACAAGGCUUUUUUAAGUGAUUGUAAAAUUUCAUACAGGUCGGUAUGGAUAAUAUUGUAUUUGAGUUUGUAUAGUUUAAACAUUAACAUUAAACAUGUUAUUAUAUCAUGGUGUUUCUAACGAACUCACAAUUGUAUGAAAUAUGCAUGAUACAUACUUGACACAAAAGUAAUGCCUUUUGCAUAUCUUGCCACAUUAUUUUAAUGUUUAGUUGGAGUUAUCUACUUCAGAAAGUUAAACACGAAUGACAUGUCAUUUUUACAAAUAUAAAUAAAUGUAUUUAUGAACAAUA
This is a messenger RNA of Papilio xuthus (Asian swallowtail), 2424 nucleotides long. RefSeq names its product gamma-interferon-inducible lysosomal thiol reductase. Lineage: Eukaryota; Metazoa; Arthropoda; Insecta; Lepidoptera; Papilionidae. The record is from RefSeq and is a predicted model, not a curated record. The transcript has 4 exons. The coding region runs from base 144 to 851 and encodes 235 amino acids. Gene Ontology annotation, molecular function: oxidoreductase activity, acting on a sulfur group of donors, disulfide as acceptor.